This is a messenger RNA of Sinocyclocheilus rhinocerous, 2146 nucleotides long. RefSeq names its product beta-galactoside alpha-2,6-sialyltransferase 1-like. The record is from RefSeq and is a predicted model, not a curated record. The coding region runs from base 447 to 1955 and encodes 502 amino acids. Lineage: Eukaryota; Metazoa; Chordata; Actinopteri; Cypriniformes; Cyprinidae. The transcript has 8 exons. Gene Ontology annotation, biological process: sialylation. Gene Ontology annotation, molecular function: beta-galactoside alpha-2,6-sialyltransferase activity. Gene Ontology annotation, cellular component: Golgi apparatus.
ACAAUGCUGUAUGCAUUUGUGCCUGUUUGAUGUCAGAAGCUCAGAUAUUAUCAGCGAUAUUGGCAAAGACUGAGCUACAGAAUCUGCUGCAUUCACAUCUGCAGUCGCAUGCGAUAAAACCGUACGACAGCCUUCUUCUGCUCGAGACAUCCGAUUGAACAAUCAACGCAGCAGCUAUUAUGCAGUAUAUAAACAUGGCGGUUUACCAACAUGCAUCAGCGCGUAAUGAUCAUCUAUAUAUAGAUGUCAAGUCGUAGAGCAUCUUUUCGGAAGGGAAAAGGGAAAAGUCUUAUUUGUGAUUCAGGUUAUUAUACUACAGGAUUAUACAAAAUAGCUUUUUAGUAUACAAUAUAGCUUAUCUGUAGGCCUAUGCAUUAAAUAAAAUGCCAAGACCGGGCACUGGAGGACACUGAUUGAACUAACCAAGAAUAAAGCAUCAGAAAAAUAUGAGAUACAAGAUCCCAGGGGCUGCCAUGGAUCGUGUUAGCCUACUUUGGCGGUUGAGACGCCGGGCCCGUCGAGGGGCCCUGUGCAUGGCACUGUUCUGUAUGACUAUGGCUCUCCUGUACACCUUUUGCGCUGAAAACAGCAUACCUGUCACAGAUGCCAUUUUUGGGGUUAAGGCGAGAACUCGAGCUCAGCCAAGAACGCACACAAUUGUUAAGGUAUUGCGGGGAACAGGAGGGUCGAAACCCAUGUAUACUGACCCUCAAAAGCUUCCAGGUAUCAUUCCUGGAGAUCCUCAAAAGCCUAUUCCCAUCCUGUCGUCUUCUAACUACUCAAUGGAGAGCAAUACUAAGGACCGCAACCUCAGCGGCAAACAAAGAGACCAUGGGCUAUUUUACUGGCUUCUGGCACGACCGCUGAGACGUGCUUUAGAGACUAUUUUUGGAGGCCGACGGAGAGGAGAUGUGGGUGCCGCAAGUGGGGAUGCUGUUGUUUUUGGCCCUAAUGGAGCACUCAGAGAGGUCUGGAAUGAAGAGAUGUCAAGUAGCAUGCUGGGAAAAAGGCUGAGGAAGGUGGUGCAGAACUUUCAGGCAAUGAAUAAAUAUGGAGUUCGCUACCCUGGACCUGAGAGUGCAGCACGUCGUUCUAAACUCAGUGGCCCUGAACUUCUUUGUCAAAUCAAGGAGAUGGUUCAGAUUGCAACUUUAACACCAGAUAUGGAGCCAUUUUCUGGGUUGCCCUUGGCCUCUCAGUUACCUCUGCGCCAAAUAACUGCUGAUAUUGGCCCGUUCAAGACCUGCGCAGUGGUAUCAUCUGCAGGUUCUCUCAAAAACUCUGGAUUAGGAAAGGAAAUAGAUUCACAUGAUGCAGUGAUGCGGUUCAAUGCUGCACCAACAACAGGCUUUGAGAAAGAUGUGGGCUCUAAAACAACAGUGCGUCUGAUCAAUUCCCAGGUAAUGGCAUCUGAAGAUCACCAUUUCCUCUCCAGUUCUUUGUACAGUGCUGGGAUUUUAGUGAGCUGGGAUCCAGGCCCUUAUUCCUCUGAUCUACGAGAGUGGUUCAACAAGACAGAUUACCCAAUAUUUAAACAGUAUCAGCGAUAUCGGCGCUUACACCCUCAACAGCCAUUUUAUAUUCUGCACCCCCAAAUGGAAUGGCAGCUGUGGCAGCGAAUACAAGACAAUAUGGUGGAGACCAUACAAAAAAACCCACCCUCAUCAGGCUUGUUGGGCACAGUUUUAAUGAUGUCCCUGUGUGAAGUGGUACAUGUGUACGAGUUCCUGCCUUCGCGACGGAAAACUGAGCUGUGCCACUACUACCAGCGCUUCAGUGAUGCAGCCUGCACCCUAGGUGCCUACCACCCUUUACUCUAUGAGAAGAACCUGGUAAAGAGGAUGAACAAGGGGUCUAACCGUGACAUCUACACACAUGGCAGGGUCAUGCUCCCUGGGUUCACAACCUUUAACUGCACCAAUAGUUCCACUUCCAGCACUCUGUCAAAGACAUAAUCUGAGGUUAAACUGAUUUUCUUGGUACACUUUCAUAAUGUAACAGUAAAGCACAUGAUUUAGUCUACAACUGUAACAAGUUCAGUCUGGUCUCUUGAGUGAGAUCAGGAUUUGGUUCACUGGUGGAAAACGAAAACACCCUAACCACUAGUGGUUGCUUACUGAAGGGAACUUAAAUUCACACGGACACA